ACUGCCCGCACAAUGCCCCAACCUUUUCACAUGUUUAUAUUUACAAAUUCAUUGUGCAAUAAAUUAACUGGCGACUGAGCGGAGUACGCGGACACGAUGAGCGAGGGAAAGCAACAGAAUCCGGGCGAUGGCAUCCGUUCCAUGCGAAGCACCGGGGUCUUCCGGCUGAUCAAUUUUGAGCUGUACACGAAACCGAACAAAAUCAUCAUGGGCCUGGGAUUGACCGCCUUUGCCGGGGUUUUUGGCUACAUCGCCUACAUGCGCUACAAGUACGAGAGUCUGGGCUACUAUGUAGCCGUCCAGGAGAACGGACAGGAGAAGUUCGUGAAGAAGAAGUCGAAUUGGGAGCAGUAAGUCCACCCGGCGGAAGAGCGAUCUUGGUGGAAACAUCUUUAUUUACUCGGUAGCACAAUUUGGUACAUAAAUUUGUUUUGUUUGGGGA
Messenger RNA from Drosophila elegans, 442 nucleotides. Its product is annotated as small integral membrane protein 8. The transcript has 2 exons. Lineage: Eukaryota; Metazoa; Arthropoda; Insecta; Diptera; Drosophilidae. The record is from RefSeq and is a predicted model, not a curated record. Bases 97 to 354 code for a protein of 85 amino acids.